AUGACAGCUGCCCGCAAGGCCUGCCGCCGCCGCCGCGUGCUGGUCGACGGCGCCACCAGCGGCUGCGGUGCACAGGUGUGUGUGGGGCAGCUGCUGCAGGUCUUGGAGCCGGUGGAGCAACCAGGCAGCUUCUCGACAGAUCCUCAGCAGCGGGGGCAGCGCAGGCCGCGCGCGACGCCGCCGCCCCCAGGCAUCCACAUCCCAAUCUUAUUUGAUGACGACUACAUCACUGCGGUGGUCAAGCCCUGGGGCAUCAAGUGCCACGGCUAUGGGUCGCACCACCUGGCUGCCUAUGUGCGCGCCCUCGUGCCGCCCAGCAACCAAGCUGAGGCGCUGCCGGGCGGCGCCCACCCCGCGCACCGGCUGGACCAGCUGACCGGGGGCGUCAUGCUCUUCGUCAAAACGCGGCCGGCCGCGGCGGCGCUGGCGCGCCAGUUUGAGGCGAGGCACGUGCGCAAGCAAUACCGCGCGCUGGUGGCGGGCCGUCUGGACGGGCCGCCAGGCGGCGGCCCCAUCAUCAUAGACCACCCCGUUGAGGGCCGCCCCGCGCACACAGAGGUCCGCGUCGCCUCCCACUCGCGCUGCCUGCGGUACGGCGGCUGGAUCACCACCGUGGACCUCGUGCCAAGGACGGGACGGCGCCACCAGCUGAGGCGCCACCUGGCGAUCUGCCUCGGGCACCCCAUCCUCGGGGACCCGCUGUACACCCGUUGGGCCGGCGGCGCGGCAGGGGAGGCGGCGGCGGAGGCGGCGCUGAUGGCAGCGCCGCCGGACGAGCUGCGAGCGCGGAUGCAGGCAGCUGACGGCGGCGGCGGCGGCGGCGAAGGCAACGAAGUGGAGCUGCUCAAGGGGUGGGGCAUGGCGCUGUGGGCGGGGGCGAUCGAGCUGGAGCACCCCGUGACCGGCGAGGACAUGAGCUGGUCGCUGCCCGAGCCGGCGCGGUUUGAGAAGCUGCGGGCGCAGCAGGCGGCGCGCUGGGAAAAGUUUUAUGGCGUGGGCGCAGUGGAUGGGGCCCCAAGCUCUCCAGAACGCGUGUCACCCUCGCUGUAA
Molecule: messenger RNA, 1050 nt
Organism: Monoraphidium neglectum
Lineage: Eukaryota; Viridiplantae; Chlorophyta; Chlorophyceae; Sphaeropleales; Selenastraceae
Product: Ribosomal large subunit pseudouridine synthase D
Exons: 3
Coding region: 1-1050 (349 amino acids)
Biological process (GO): pseudouridine synthesis
Molecular function (GO): RNA binding; pseudouridine synthase activity
Source: RefSeq, a predicted model, not a curated record